CUUUGUGGGCCCCAGGGCAGGCAGCGGGCACUGGAGCAUAUGGACUGGUGGCCCCAGAGGUGAGAUCCGAUGUGCCUGGCACAGCAGGGGCCUGAGCCUGGCAGUGGAUGGCACCGCAAUCCAAGCCCCUCUUCUCCGUAGAUUCCUGCGCUCUCGAUAGGUGCUGCCAGUGCACCCAUCACCAUGGUAUCGGGGCCCCUUCCAGUCAGGCACUGAGCCGCUGUGACCAAUCUCACUCGCUCAGCUCUUAUUCUCUCCUUAGGUGAGCGGAUGGGAUCCUCAGCCUUGUCCUCCCCCUCGGCUAGAGCCCGGCCUGCCUAGGGGGCAGGUCAGGUCAGUCACCCUCCAGGAGGGGGAGAAAUACCCUGCUUUAGAUGACGGGGCUGGGACCUCACCUGACAGGGCUAAGUUGGCUGGGAAAGGGCAGCACGGGGUGUGGUGGGGGGCAGGGGUAUUUGCAGGGGAUGCAUCUCUCUCUGUAGGGGUUCUCCAAGGCGGGGUGAUGCCCUGCCUCCUGUACAAGGGGAGUGUCAUGGCUGGAUUCAGGGUUUGCAGCUGGGUUCCGGGCUGCAGAUGAGGGGUCAGAGGUGCCCCCCCAUUCCCACCCCCGCCAGUUGGCAGUGUUUCAGAGCAUGGCAUGCUGGGAAGAGGGGCGGAAGUGAGCCAGGAACUGAGGAGGGAAGUGGCUGCCUUCCAGACAUUCAAGACAGGGUGGGUCGCAGAGCCACUCGCUCCCCAGGGACACGCUGCCUUGGGAGAGAGCCCACAAAGCGUAGAGUCUCUUGGUUUUGAUACGUACGGCUUUUCACUCCCAACCCUGCUGUGUUUAAACGGGGAAGCCCAGCCCCUGCCUGUGGUUACCUACACAAGUGCUUCUGGGGGGAAGCGGGUGCUGUGUAACGGUGCACAGCCACAGCUUAGGGGGUGGGUGGUGAGGAGAUCUCUGCCCAAUAGGGUCUAGGGAGGAAGAAUGUCCCAGAGAAAGACGGACCUGCUCCCUGUCUUCCCCACAGUGACCUGCACCCGAAGCUGCUGGGGCGGGGGGGAUGUUUCCGUCUGUCGGGGUGCUGUUCAGUCUCCCGGAGGUUCAGAGGCUGCCUAGGGCCCUUGGGUUCAGACCCUUAUGACCAGAGGCUGCAGACCUUGGCCCAGCUGGAGGAGAAGGACUUUCAGCGGGCUCCUGCCCCAGCUAGCUGAUUCAGAGAGAGGGAAUCUGAGCAAGACAGGAUUCAGGAUUCAGCCAGAUCGAUGAGAGGGAGUUAUGAGGGGUGGAGAACCAGGCUCUGAGAUGGCUGCCCGUUCACAUGCUAGUCCAGACCAAGCUUACAGGGAGAGCUGCAGAUCCUGGCCACGCUGGGACCUGUCAGGGCAGCAGAGGCCUGGGCCCGGACAGCAAACAGCUGGUGGUUUGGUGCUGCAGACAGUGUUGGGUUGCGAGGCUGGAAAUGCCAGAAAUGCCGGGACCCCAAGAAGAUUUGGAAAGAGGCAAGCGCUGUCCAUGGGCCCCCACGGAGCCCCCAGCAUCAGAGGGGCCCGGCACAGCCACUUGUUACAGGCCAGGCCUCUUGCUUGUCUGGCUGCGCUAGCAGGCAUGACAUCCUGUUACAAGCCACAUGGGUCACGUGGGCCUGCAGGGGGAUUUCCUCACCUUGGGGCUGGAUGUUCUUAGCGGAGGGUAGGUGCCAGAUUAGCAGCUCUAGAAACUGGCAGCCUCUAAGCCCAGAGCAGGACCCGUGGCAGGAUGAGCCCACACCUGGGGGGAUGGAACAGUUUGUAUAGUAGGGGCUGAGAGCCAGUAAACCAAACUGUAAACCCUGUGUAGAAUGGAAACCUCUUCAAAGCAGGGGGUGCGGCCACACCCCGGCAUCCUGACUUGCAGCACCUGUGCCCAUGCCCUGUACCCAUUGCCGCUGUGCAUCCCUUGCCCUGGGGUCUCGAGGUCUCUGCCCUCACCACAGGUGCAGCCCAGGUCAUGGCAGGAUGAGCUGCUGAUUUUAGGAAGGGCCCCAGGUAAUAAAUCUGAGAUUGCGCCCGGAGGCUGGAAUGGGGGAACCCUCUGUCACAGAGUCCCCGGGUGAUGCUCUGGAACUGCUCCCUCUGAAGCCAGGCAGGACUCUGGGGAAGCCUCCUCUCUGGGAGCAGCCUGUCUGUAGGACCCACAGCUCCCCCGGCUUCCCCCUUCCUGGGUCUGACCUUGGAGCAUCCAGCAUCCUCUGCCCCUCCGGGUGCUUCCCACAGUGAGUCUGCCCAGGCGGGGUCUGGGCGGGGCCAGAGGGUCCUGCCCCCCAACUCCGCAGUCAGACGUGACUCUCAGCCAGCCAGUAAAACAGAAGGUUUAUUAGACGACAGGAACAUGGUCUAAGAGAGAGCUUGUAGGUGCAGAGAACAGGACUCCUCAGCCGGGUCCGUCUUGGGGAGCAGGGAGGCCAGAUCCCCAUCAGGGCCUCCCUCCAUUUCCCCAGCCAGCUCCAAACUGAAACUCUGCAGCCCCUCCUCUAGCCUUUGUCUCUUUCCCGGGCCAGGAGGCCACCUGAUCUCUUUGUUCUCGAACCCCUUGGUUGGCACAUUUGCAGAGGAGGGGCCCAGGCCAUGAGCUGCCAGAAGACAGGGUGUCGGCCAAUCUCUGGGCAGACAGCAUCCCACUGGCCUCUAGGGCUCUGCAACAAUCACACCCCCUGAUCCCACCACCUAGAGACUUAAGAAGUGCCUAGGGGAAACUGAGGCACCCACACAGUAGUUGGAGAAAACAUUAAGAAUAUUCCCACUUUGUCACACUGUCCUUCCUGUGUCCUGGGGCACAAAGAGGGGGUGGCUGUCCAGACUGGGACGGGGGUGGGGGGCAUCUGACCCAAGCUGGUCAAGAGCCCAUAGGUCACAAUAGCGGUAUUGCAUCAGCUGGAAGAUCCACCCAGAGCAGGAGACAGCCCCGAGCAUUGCAUGCUGGGAUACUAGUCUCCCUAGAGCAGGUGACUGGUGUGAUCAAGAUGGGCAGCAGCAGGGCGCUGCUGAGGGGGGAGCUGAGAACCCAUCACAGCCUGGGGCUGGGGCUGGGGCUGCUCUGCUGGCAGGCGGACGAGAUGGCUGCAGGGAUGGAGCGAAGGACGUUGGGAGAGUUCAGCUGGGAGCCAGGACCAGACUUUGGGACGCCACAGAAAUAUGACCCAACAUUCAAAGGUCCCAUUCAUGACAGGGGCUGCACUGACAUCAUCUGCUGUAUCCUCCUCCUCAUUGCCAUCCUUGGCUAUGUCAUUGUGGGAGUCGUAGCGUGGACACAUGGUGACCCCCGGAAGGUGAUUUACCCCACAGACAGUCGCGGGCAGUUCUGUGGCCAGCUGGGAACUCCCAAUGAGAACAAGCCUUUCCUGUUUUACUUCAACAUCAUGAAGUGUGCCAGCCCCUUGGUACUGCUGGAGUUCCAUUGUCCGACCAAACAGAUUUGUGUGAAUAAGUGCCCAGACCGGUAUCUCACGUACCUGAAAGUCAGGACACAGCUCACCAAAGACUUUGAAUACUACAAGCAGUUCUGCGACCCAGGAUUUAACGAUCAGCAGAAGAGUGUCCCAGAAGUGCUGAGGGAUGGAGACUGUCCGGCCAUGAUCACUCCCAGCAAACCUUUGGCACGCAGGUGUUUACCAGCAAUCAACACCAAGAAAGGUGUCAUCAUGGUUGGGAAUGAGACGACCUUUGAUGAUGGACGGGGACAAACAAAAAGGAACGUGACAGAGCUGUUGGAGGGGGCCAAAAAAGCAAAUGUGGUUCUGGAAGCAAGACAACUGGCCAUGAAGAUCUUUGAAGAUUACACAGUUUCCUGGUACUGGAUAAUAAUAGGUCUAGUGAUUGCCUUGGUGAUCAGCUUCAUCUUCAUUGUCCUGCUUCGCUUCCUUGCUGGGAUCAUGAUCUGGGUUAUGAUUGUUCUGGUGAUCUUGGUGCUCGGAUAUGGAAUCUUCCACUGUUACAUGGAAUACGCCCGACUAAAAGGAGAAGCAGGCUCUGAUGUCUCCCUGAAGGACCUAGGAUUCCAGACUGAUCUGCGUGUCUAUCUCCACCUGAAGCAAACGUGGUUGGCCUUCAUGAUUAUCCUGUGCAUCAUAGAGGUGAUCAUCAUCCUGUUACUCAUCUUCCUCCGCAAGAGGAUCCUCAUUGCCAUAGCGCUCAUCAAGGAAGCCAGCAGGGCUGUUGGUCAUAUCAUGAUGUCGCUGGUGUUUCCUCUGUGCACCUUCUUCCUGGUGUGUCUCUGCAUUGCUUACUGGGCCAGCACUGCUGUUUUCUUAUCUACUUCUAAUGAGGCUGUCUACAAGGUGUUUAAUGAGUCUAACUGUGAUUACGCUGGGCAGACCUGCGUUCCAGAGACAUUCAAUAUGACCAACAUCACCAAGCAGUGCCCAGAUGCCCGCUGCCUCUUUGCUUUCUAUGGGGGUGAGACAGCCUACCACAAAUACCUCAUCGUCUUCCAGAUCUAUAAUGCCUUUAUGUUCUUCUGGCUGGCCAACUUUGUGAUUGCGCUGGGCCAGGUCACACUAGCCGGAGCCUUUGCUUCCUACUAUUGGGCAUUCAAGAAACCUGAUGACAUGCCGGCUUUCCCCCUCUUCUCUUCCUUCGGCCGGGCACUCAGGUAUCACACUGGCUCAUUGGCCUUUGGGUCUCUGAUUCUUGCCAUUGUCCAGAUCAUCAGGGUCCUUCUGGAGUAUCUGGAUCACAGGCUGAAAGCUGCUGAGAAUAAGUUUGCCAAGUUCCUGCUGACCUGUCUCAAAUGCUGCUUCUGGUGCCUGGAAAAAUUUAUCAAGUUCCUGAACAGGAAUGCAUACAUCAUGAUUGCCAUCUAUGGCACCAACUUCUGCACUUCGGCCAAGAAUGCGUUCUUCCUGCUCAUGAGGAACAUUAUCAGGGUGGCUGUUUUAGAUAAAGUCACAGAUUUUCUGCUCUUCCUUGGUAAACUCCUCAUCGUGGGAAGUGUUGGAAUCCUCGCCUUUUUCUUCUUCACUCAGCGAAUAAAACUGGUUCAGGACACUGCACCUCCUCUCAAUUACUAUUGGGUCCCUAUUCUGACUGUGAUCGUGGGCUCCUAUCUCAUUGCACAUGGAUUCUUCAGCGUCUAUGCCAUGUGUGUGGAUACCCUCUUCCUCUGCUUCUGUGAAGACCUGGAGAGGAAUGAUGGAUCUCCUGAGCGACCUUACUACAUGUCCCCAGAGCUGAGUGAAAUCCUGCUGAAGGGGAGCCUAGAAUCAUCCAAAAGUGCUGAUAGCCAAGGAUAGGGCUCAACUUUUGAACAGGGAGGGCUAGCACAUUGGAAGACCUGGAGCGUAACGAUGGUUCAUCCGAAAAGCCUUACUUCAUGUCAUCUGACCUGAAAAAACUUCUGAACAAGACAAACAAAGGUCACUCGGAUGCAUAGCAGCCUCCUCUUUACUCACUGCCCUCUUCACUUCUAUUUGUCCCUUCCCAGUUUCCAUUUCAGGAGCAAAGCUGCAUGGAUAAUGUACAGCAUUAAGUGCUAUUAGUCCAAUAUACAAACCUUAUUAGUACUUUGUGAACUGCAGUAUCCUUUACUCAAAUUAAGAUGGACGGCUUUGGCUGUCAGCCUGUGCAUUGGCCACAAGCUUAUCCAGAGCAGUGGAAAUUGUUUCUGGAGAGCAUUUUGCAGGAUUUUCCUUCCUCAGAUAGAGAGGAGGGAUUAGUGUCAAUAGUUCUACUCAAGAUUGUUAGGCAUUGCUAAGUAAAAAUUGAGCCCGCUGCCCUAGUGGACAGGUAUCCACUACUGCAGAACCCAGCGCUACUGGGAGCUUGUUGCUCUCAGGAGAGAAUCGAAGAAAUGAAUUGGUCAGUUUACAGCUGAGGCCCACUGAUGUAAGGUUAACUUGCCCUGCCUUUGUCCAUCUCCAUCUAUUCCAGAGACUGAAUUCAGUCUACAGGAUUGUAAAGCCAGCACCAAUCAGAUUCACAGACACAGAAUUUUAAAAUAAAACUACUAAAUCUGUCACACCAGUAAAGCUAAAUCAUUACCUCUUCCAUUAACUCGCUAGAACAUCACUAACAUACUUGACUGCAUGCAGAUACUACCAUGUUGGACACAUUAAAUACCUUAAUUGAUUGAGGAUCGCACUUAUUAAUGCCUUGUCUUCAUGGAUGAUGGCAGGGACAGAAGAGAAACCUGCAAUGUUAAUCAAGCUGUAGAACUUGAACAGCAGAGGAAAUGCAAAAUACUCAGAUAAGCACUGGUAGGGAAUGUGCAUGUCUGGAUAGUCAUUAGUAUUACUGAUGAAAGCUCUGUUAUUUGUUUUGUCUCUUCAGUGAGAUUGACAGUCCAGGAGUAUGCUGCUUCUGUACCUUUAACAUGUUUUGGUUUAUUGGAAAAAUCCAGCAUUAUAUGCAAAAACCCAUUUGAAUGCAUGGGAAAGAAAGGAUGCUCAUUGUUGCUUUAUAUAUGUGUGGUGAAACAAACCAAAGGGUCAAACAAACAAACUUGCCUCACAGUUUUGAAAGCCACUGUGUUCUGUGAACUCCAGCAUCUGAUGGGGGAGCCUGCUGGGAAAUUCCAGUCCAAGGGCAGCUUCCACCUAGAGAAACACCAGCAAUGUGUGUGAGAGAAAAAGCGAGACUAGAAUGCCACUGAACAUUAGAAAGCCCAGUGUUCCAAAUUAAGUUAUCAGGUAUGUUAAGAAUCACUGUAGUUUCCUUUAAAUGGUCAUCUCUCUGGCUGUGCCCGAUGUUGGCAAAACUGAUAAUGUACCACAGGUGCAACUCUGCCUCUGGUAGCAACAGUAGAAGCUGCAGAGUAGACAGGACUCAGUUUUUUACCAGUGAGCAGGUUUGGUCAGGAUGGUGGGGAAAAAGGACAGGUCUCAGGCUGCACUAGAGUAUCCACCGUUGCUACCGCUACUUAUGAGCUACUCUAUUUUCACUAACGUAGAUGGGGCCCUCUUGCGGAUAGGAAAGGUGGUCAACCUCAUGACUUCAUUUAUUAUUUUUAAUCUGCUUAAACAAAUUGAAAUGGGGCUAUUUGGCUGGUUUACAGCUUCCAAAUGAUGCAGGAACACAGAGGUGUAAAGAGGCAUUGUGAGGUUAUCUGGACUCUUUAUUUUUUUAAACAAAAAGGAACUCUUUAUUCCAAAUAUUUUAAUUUGGCCAGUUAAUUUGUAGCAUUUAAUUUGUGCUAAAGGUUAUAUUUUACUUUUUUUAUACCUAUUUCUAGUAACCUUUUGAGCCUGUAGUAUUUUUGUAAGAUAUGAGAAUUGUUUUAUAUCUGAAAUAUUAAAGGGUUUGUUGGUUUUGUA
This is a messenger RNA of Dermochelys coriacea (leatherback sea turtle), 7271 nucleotides long. It is a transcript of the gene SLC44A2, whose product is annotated as solute carrier family 44 member 2. Gene Ontology annotation, biological process: transmembrane transport; choline transport. Gene Ontology annotation, cellular component: membrane. NCBI's taxonomy places the organism in Eukaryota, Metazoa, Chordata, Testudines, Dermochelyidae. The transcript is spliced from 24 exons. Gene Ontology annotation, molecular function: choline transmembrane transporter activity. The record is from RefSeq and is a predicted model, not a curated record. The coding region runs from base 2985 to 5252 and encodes 755 amino acids.